This is a messenger RNA of Exophiala bonariae, 1800 nucleotides long. It is a transcript of the gene PRP45, whose product is annotated as mRNA splicing protein. The transcript has a single exon. Gene Ontology annotation, biological process: mRNA splicing, via spliceosome. Bases 1 to 1800 code for a protein of 599 amino acids. The record is from RefSeq and is a predicted model, not a curated record. Gene Ontology annotation, cellular component: spliceosomal complex. NCBI's taxonomy places the organism in Eukaryota, Fungi, Ascomycota, Eurotiomycetes, Chaetothyriales, Herpotrichiellaceae.
AUGGCGACAGGUCUCUUCGCGUCUCUCCCGAAGCCCAAAUACACAGGCGAACACGAGGAUGUGCCCAUCCAUGCCCAACCCAAAGGACCUCGCAUCGUUGGUCCUGGAGUGAUUGAUGAGUCGCAGAUUGUUCUCAAGGUUAGUAGAGGUCUUUCCGAAAGUGUUUUUUACACUAACAAUUCCGUGAAACAGCGCUCCGGACCCCCUCCCUAUGGCCAGCGCUCAGGAUGGCGACCACGAUCAGUAGAGGAUUUCGGCGAUGGCGGGUCCUUUCCAGAAAUUCCUGUCGCACAAUACCCUCUCGAUAUGGGCCGCAAGGGCACUGCCUCUACUUCAAAUGCCCUAGCAUUACAGGUCGAUGCCGAAGGCAAAGUCAAGUAUGACGCCAUUGCCAGGCAAGGUCAUAAUGAGAACAGAAUCAUCCAUUCUAGUUUUAAAGAUCUUAUACCGUUGAGACAACAAGCGAAUGCUGGAGAACUCAAUUUGGAUCGACCCAGUCAAGAAGAAGUCGCUGUCAGUGCCGAGAAGACGAGACUGGCCUUGGAGAAAUUGGUCUCCGGUGCGGUUGCUGCGCAGAAGCCUAAGAAUGUUAAAGGUGUUAAUCGGGAUGAACCGACUUAUGUCCGCUAUACACCGGCAAAUCAAAUGGGCGACAACUCCAAGAAAAAUGAUCGAAUCUUCAAGAUUGUUAAACGACAAGAAGAUCCCAUGGAACCACCCAAGUUCAAGCAUAAGAAGAUCCCCCGCGGUCCACCAAGCCCCCCUCCACCAGUCAUGCAUUCUCCUCCAAGGAAAUUGACAGCCGAAGAUCAAGAAGCUUGGAAGAUUCCUCCGCCAGUAUCGAACUGGAAGAAUCCAAAGGGCUAUACCGUUCCACUGGACAAGCGAUUAGCUGCUGAUGGGCGAGGAUUGCAAGAUGUGACCAUCAAUGACAAAUUUGCCCAAUUUGCAGAAGCAUUAUUCACAGCGGAUCGCCAUGCACGAGAAGAAGUGAAACUACGAACACAAAUGCAACAGAAAUUGGCCGAAAAGGAAAAACUGGCCAAGGAGGAUCAUUUACGAGAAAUGGCGAGAAAAGCAAGGGAAGAAAGGCAGAAUGCUUCCGGCUCCGGUCGCAGAAAUUCAGAAUCAAGACGACGUUCUCGCUCCUAUUCUCGCUCGUCUGAUGAUUCAAGAUCACAGAGUGACAGUGCGGAUGAAGCUGAGCGGGAAAGGGAACGUGCUAGACGCGAACGGAGGCAGGAGAACGAACGACAAAUGCGACAAUCUAGAAUGGGAACGGAAAAGAAGAUCCAGAUGAUGGCGAGGGAACAAAACCGUGAUAUCUCUGAAAAGGUCGCCUUGGGGCUAGCGAAGCCAACUCAAAAUAAAGAGACCAUGUACGACUCAAGAUUGUUCAACCAGACAUCUGGAUUUGAUACAGGUUUCAACGAGGACCAGCAUUACGACAAGCCAUUAUUUGCCGCCCAAGACGCCAUCAACAGUAUUUAUCGGCCAUCAACCAACCAGGACGACGAUGACGGUGAAGAUGCAGCAGAUUCCACGUUGAGCAAAAUCCAGAAAUCAAAUCGAUUCGACACGCUGGGCACGUCCAAGAACUUCAAGGGAACCGAACUAUCUGAGCGGCAUGAGGGACCGGUGCAGUUUGAGAAGGAUAAAGAUGAUCCGUUCGGCAUCGACAGCUUGAUUGGGGAAGCUUCGGCACGGCAGAGUGGGGAGAGCAAGAAGCGAUAUGGUCUGGAAGAAGCAGGCCCCAGUGACAGAGAGAAAAAGAGAGCAAGAGUGGACGAGGAUGUUUAG